CCAAGGGACAGGAGGACCCACCCUGCCCAGGACGGGCCCUUGUGGUGUGGACACGCGGAAUCUUGCUGCUUUCCUAGGGGCGUGGCCAGCUUCAGCUCUGCCACUUCCUCUGCCUUUUCCUUUUCUGCCGCUGCUGAAAUGGAAUGAUCGGAAAGCCCCUCUGCACAGGGAGGGUGCCCCUGGCCAGCCACUGGCCUGGGGACGUAGUGCUCGUCCCCUGCCCACACUCUGACUGCUGCAGAAAGACAUGGUUGGGGGUUUCCACCCUCCUUCAUACAGCCAAGGGUCCAGAACAGCCCAGGGACCACCGGAUACUGUCUUCCUGAGUCUGGGCCUGAUACAGUGAUCUGGGGAUCCCCGAGGGCCCACGAUGGCUGCAUCCUCCUUCUCACACCGGACACAGAUCCUACAGCUUCUACCUUGGUGCUAUUGUGGUAGAGGAAACCAUAAAUUAUGAGUCUUUUGAGAUUCUUUGUGGAACCUCCUACCACUCUGUGAACUUAGGAACAGGCUCAACUGACCUUUGUCCUUGGGCCACAGGCUGGUCUGUAGUCCGAGUCCAGCCAUUGCAAAGGAGAGCAAACAGCCUGAGCCCUCGCUGCUGCAGCCCUGCCGUGGCCCAGAGACCCAGGCCACCCUGGCCACACAAUGGCAGCCACCGAUCAGGACAUGGAGGAGUGGGAACAAGUGUUCCAGGAGUUAAUCCGGGAGGUAAAACCAUGGCACAAGUGGACCCUGGAGACAGACACGGACCUUCUUCCUGAUGUCCUACAGCAGGGCUGGUCACAGUACCAGCAGAGGACCUUUGCCAGGUUCCGCUGUUCCUCCUGCUUCCGCACUUGGGCCUCUGCCCACGUCCAGGUGCUCUUCCAUGUGCACUGGAGCGGGAAGCAGGGCCGGGGCCAGGUGAAGAUGAGGGUCUUCUCGCAAAGCUGUAAGAGGUGCCUGCUGACCCGCUUUGAGGUUCCUGAGUUCACGCUGGAGAACAUCAGGAGGGUCCUGACCAACCUGGUGUUCCGCAUCCUGAAGAAAUGCUACCGAGAGGGCUUUAAGCAGAUGGAGGAGCUGCACGCCGUCAAGGAUGUGAACCUGGAAGGGCCGCACGACAGUCUCCACUGCGAGGCCUGUUUGCAGGGCUUCUGUGCCCAGGGUGGGGGGAGGCUGGCCUCAAAGCCAUCAGUGCCCCCCUCACUGUCCACCCUGUCCAAGGACACUGGGAUGUCUAGAGUCACUACUGCUGAUGGCCACCACCCCUGCUCACCACCCCCCAAGAUGGACAAGCUCCUUGUGUCAGCGGUGACACCCAAGGACCAGAACCCUCCCAAAGCUGAGUCCAAGGUCAGCCAUGCCCCAAAACCAUCAGCCGCUCCAAGACACCCCACCAAAGAGGUGACACCCACAUUAACAGUGACCCCCAAAGUCCCUAACCUUGUCAAAACUGGGUCCAAGGUCAACCACACCCCAAAAUCAGCUGUUCCAAAAUACUCAACUGAAGAUGUAACACCCAUAUUAAUAACAACCCCCGAAGUCCCUAACCUUGCCAAAACUGGGUCCAAGGUCAACCACACCCCAAAAUCAGCUGUUCCAAAAUACUCCAUUGAAGAUGUAACACCCAUAUUAAUAGCAACCCCCAAAGUCCCUUGCCUGGCCAAAACUGAGUUCAAGGUCAGCCACACCCCCAAACCAUUAGCUGCUCCAAGGCACCCAACGGAAAAUGUAAUGCCCACAUUAAUAGGGACCCCCAAGGUCCAUAGCCUUCCCAGCACGGAGGACAAAGUGUACACCUGGCUGGCUGCCCAAGAGUCUCCCCCCAUAGACAGCAGAACAACAGCAGGCGUGGCCUGGGAUACCAGGGUGACCACGGGAGAGAUGCGGCCUUCACCUCCAGCCCCCAGGCCUGCCAGGUCCACGUGGGACAGGGGCUGCUCUUCUUGGGACCAAAGGGGGCGAGCCACUAGCUCAGUGGACAGCAGGGUCCUGAUGCCCCCCAUCUAUAGCGAGUCUCCGGAUUGUAGGUGCAGGCCCCCGUGCUGUGGCUGCAGUGGCUGCUGCUGCCUCCUUCUAAUCCUGGUAGGAUUGGUGGUGGCUUUCACAGUCCCGUGGGGCGUCACAGCGUGACGCUGGAUGAGGAGAAAACUGACCCGGGGAGUCCACUGCUGCAGCCUAGGUGCCCACGACAGGAAAUGGGUAGGUGGUCCUGGGGCCAGGGAGCCGGAAAUCAGAUACCUGAUCCAUCUGGGGUGGGUUUGGGGAAGGCAGCAAACAGUUCAGAAGCAAACUGAGGUGGCGGCUGUGGCUGUGGCUGCGGCUGCGGCUGUGUGGUGCAGUCCUUGGGCCCAAGCUACCCAACGUGGUUGUGUGAAAACGGUGAGAAAACUUAACUUCCCUGCAGAGGACUCCUGCAGUGCUGCUGAUUCUGGACAGUGCAGUCCACAGUGGUUAGACUCCCCCCUCUGCCUUGCAGAAAUCUUGUUGAGCCCCUCAGGCCACCUCAUUAGCAAAGCUGGAGACCCUCUGAGCUGAGCCUGCGGAGGCUUCCGGUGGAAACCUGGGUUCUCACAGCACAGCGCUGCGGGGAGUAGGGGGGGGCCUAAAAGGUGCGCUUAACUUUUCUUUAAAAUGUAGUAUUUUAAAAUGUUUACAACACAUGCUAAUGUAUUUCAGUGAUUUGCAUGAAUAUGUAUAAAUGGCAAAUAGGCAUAAA
Messenger RNA from Cavia porcellus (domestic guinea pig), 2704 nucleotides. It is a transcript of the gene Rtp3, whose product is annotated as receptor transporter protein 3. Gene Ontology annotation, cellular component: cytoplasm. The coding region runs from base 649 to 2118 and encodes 489 amino acids. Gene Ontology annotation, biological process: detection of chemical stimulus involved in sensory perception of bitter taste; protein targeting to membrane; protein insertion into membrane. The record is from RefSeq and is a predicted model, not a curated record. Gene Ontology annotation, molecular function: olfactory receptor binding. The transcript is spliced from 2 exons. NCBI's taxonomy places the organism in Eukaryota, Metazoa, Chordata, Mammalia, Rodentia, Caviidae.